AGGGGGGGACUGGCUGGUCAGGAGGAUGGAGGCUUUGGGCUGUGAGUUUGACGAUUCGGUCUUUGAUGCCUUCCGGGAGAGGAAGACAGCGCCGGGGAUAAAGCCGGGAUCCUACAGGGCGAAAGUCUGCGAGGCGGGGUGGUUUUGGGGUGAAAUCUGCACAGUUGACGAUGUGGAGAAGCUGACUGCACUGAAGUUUCGGGGUGAUUUGGCAUUCAAGUGUCAAGAUUAUCAGAAAGCAUUGUGCGAAUAUUCCAGCAGCCUGGACCUCGUUCCAGUGUCAAAUAUAGCUCUCAGAAGAGAUCUACAGGAGGCCCAAGCUCGCUGCCUGUGCUUUCUUGGCAGACCUGAAGAUGCCUUGGAUUUAGCACAAAAGCUGAGAGCUGAGGUAACCAACACCGAUCAUCUCACCGCAGUUCUUAACCUCGAUAUUCUGAUCUAUCGGAACGCCGGAAAUCUGUCCCAUGAGCUCUGCUGUUUACAACAGUUAGUUUCCUUGCACCCUUUCAACCCAUGGUACUGGAGGAAGCUAGCUGAGUCUUACCUAGGUCUAGCUCAAGCCAUAUUAUCUACGACAGUGUCAAUGGUCCCAGUCUACAAGGAUGGGCACUGUCGCGGAAUGUCAGAAAAGACAGCUGUCGAGACAGAAACAUCGAAAACCAAAGCUGACUUUUCAAAGCCUCAAAAAUUGAGCAAAGGUCCUUCUGUGCAAGUGGGUUAUAAAAGACGGACAAUUUCCCCCAGGAAUGCACCCGAGGAAGAGAAUUCUGAUCCAACGCUUACAAGCAACUUAAAGGAACCGUCUGGAACAGGCGAUGUUGCCUCUUUCUGUUCAGCUGUUGACAGAAACAUGGAAAUCGAUUCCAAAAGUGGGCAACAGUUGAGGGAACAGUGGCUGUUUGCAUGUUCCUCCUUUGUAAGAGCAAGACUUUUGUUGCAGAUGGUGAAACCACAGCAAGCCUCCUUUGUCUUGGAGAGGAACCUGACUGUCCAAGAGGAGAUCAGGCAGCAGCUCAGCGAACUGGAGCUGAGAGAAGAGGCACUGAAUGCAAUAAGUAAGACGAUGGGGGAGGACCUGUUGCCAGACAGGUUUAAAAAUGGUGCAGAGACUGAAAGGCCUGUAACUUUCCCCAAUUCUUCCUCACUGACCUGUGUUGCCAUCGAGUCAGGCUUUGACUUUGAGAAGAGGUGGUUUAAGAAGCUCAUACGCGAAUCCUUCCAUGGUCCCACAUCCAAAGUAAAGCAAGGCGGGAAGGAGAAGAUCUUUGGAAAAUCUGAGCCUAGUUUGACCUCUGCCGAGGACUGUGAAAGUGACCCUGUGUUUAUGGCAGACAAUGAAGGAACUCCAGGCCCUAAGAGCAGAGCCUCCUUGGCCAAAGAAAUGAAACACCACGCGGAAAAUGCUGACUUUUGAUGGAAUAGAGCGAACGCCGAUCUUAACAUUUGACAAGCUUGGUGAGGCACCUGACUCCUGCAGACUUCAGAUGUGAGAGUUCUGAAACUUGCUGGCUGCUCUGGAAGAAAAUAAAUGAUUCGUGCUUUACCUCUGUGGAUCUCGUACACUUUACCAAUAUCAUGGACUUUCCACACUGGAAUCCAGUCGGUGAUAUCACUGACCAGUUUCUUCACUGCACCGUCAGACCAUGAUGUGGUUUUUUGUUAGUGUAGAGUCUCUGGUACAAGUUUUGUAGCCAGACCUGUGAAGAACAAUGUUCAUGUAUGUGGUAGCAGCAUUUAUAUUUAAGAUGUUCUGGGAGGUCAUUUUUCUCCCCGCUGUUUUUAUCUUUUUUAAUUUUGGUUUCAUUCAUACUCUUAUUGCAGGGAGGGAUUGAAAAGCAAGUCAAUCCUACUGCUCGUUUCUCUAAAUUAAAGCUGUUUUAUCAGUUUCUAAUA
Messenger RNA from Carcharodon carcharias (great white shark), 1893 nucleotides. RefSeq lists its product as uncharacterized. The record is from RefSeq and is a predicted model, not a curated record. The transcript has 6 exons. Gene Ontology annotation, molecular function: protein binding. The coding region runs from base 26 to 1414 and encodes 462 amino acids. NCBI's taxonomy places the organism in Eukaryota, Metazoa, Chordata, Chondrichthyes, Lamniformes, Lamnidae.